GUGACCCUGACGUCAUUACCCUGUUGUCGACGGCGUCUGCGUGGAGUUUGAUGAACACAAACAGGAAGUCUAGAUUCGGUUGCAACCGAUAAUGGCCACCGAUAAAACUGCAUACACUCUACUGGACGAAGAACUCCCGCUGCCGCAGACGUCGUUUGCGCCCGCAUCAGCGCCGAAUGUGUUCUUGGGCUCUCCCGGGGGUCUCCCUCUCCCUACGCCUGCAGCUGCUUUUGGGCCUGGUGUACCUGGAGAUUUCGGUAUGAGCAACCAAGCAUCCUCGCCGUAUUCUCCACCUGCCUAUGGCUUUCACGACAACAUAUGCGACACUUCAGGUGAUGCUUUCCACAAUGAGGAGGACCCGCCACCAUUUCAUGAUAACCACGACUUCGGUUUCGGUUUGGAUAACAAAACCAUAAGAAGAGCUUUCAUUCGGAAGGUGUUCUUGGUGCUAACUGCUCAACUGGUGGUGACGUUCUCCUUUGUGGUGCUUUUCAUCUCUGUGGACGAAAUUAAGUUGUUCGCGAAAGAAAACAUCUGGGCCUAUAUUGUGUCCUACGUUACAUUCUUUGUGUGCAUGUGCGCCAUCAGCUGCUGUGGAAACCUCCGCAGGCAACAUCCGUGGAACCUGAUUGCAUUAUCCAUCCUGACCCUCAGUAUUUCGUAUAUGGUGGGAAUGAUUGCCAGCUUCCAUGAAACUGACAUCGUGGUCAUAGCAUUGGGCAUCACAGCUGUGGUCUGCUUCACUGUGGUUAUCUUUUCUCUCCAGACCAAGUAUGAUUUCACUUCUUGUUAUGGCGUGAUGUUCGUCUGCUGCGUUGUCCUCAUCCUCUUCAGCCUGCUGUGCAUCAUCAUGCGUGACAGGAUCAUGCACAUUGUGUAUGCUGGACUUGGAGCCUUGCUCUUCACCUGUUUCUUGGCAGUGGACACCCAGCUGCUGCUUGGCAACAAGGAAUUGUCCUUGCAUCCUGAAGAAUUUGUCUUUGCUGCACUUAACCUGUAUAUGGACAUCAUCAACAUCUUUCUCUACAUUCUUGCUAUUUUGGGAAAGGCCAGGGGCAGCUGAGCUCAAGAGAGUCAUAGAAAAUCAUGUCAGAAUACUAUUUUUUGUUAAUUGUGUUCGUUGAAGUGAGGUCUUGUAGUAGGAUUUUUUUUUUAAGUUGCUUUCACUGAUCAAAAGACUGUGGUGAAUUGUCUUUUCUUCACCUGGCCUUUUAUAAAAUCAAAUUGUUAUUCAGUGGUGAUACGUAUUAUGAAAGGAAUAUGUAGAUUGAUUGUAAUAUUUUGCCUCAUUAAACCUUUCCUAAGUACAUUACAGUCAGUUCAAAAAUGUGUUCUAUUGAAAUAGAUCAUACCUUUGACCAAUUA
Hippocampus comes (tiger tail seahorse) is the source of this 1365-nucleotide messenger RNA. RefSeq names its product glutamate receptor, ionotropic, N-methyl D-aspartate-associated protein 1b (glutamate binding) (gene grinab). Lineage: Eukaryota; Metazoa; Chordata; Actinopteri; Syngnathiformes; Syngnathidae. The record is from RefSeq and is a predicted model, not a curated record. Gene Ontology annotation, biological process: negative regulation of apoptotic signaling pathway. Bases 92 to 1063 code for a protein of 323 amino acids. Gene Ontology annotation, cellular component: endoplasmic reticulum; Golgi apparatus; membrane. The transcript has 6 exons.